ACAUACCGUGUCUAUUGACAUUAACGAUGAGUUCAAAGAACACUAAAAUCGACGCAGCUGCUGGAACAGCGAAAACAACAACAAAAUUUUCAGUGCAAUCCGCCGGGGUACUGGCGCCACCACGUAGAAGAGUCCCCUCAACUGGAGGCGUCUCGCUCGUGAAGUCGCCAAGGCCCAUUGCAGACCCCCCAUCGGGCUCCGGAACACCUGCCGCUAUUGGAGGUAAUCUCCAGAUGAAAGCCAAUGGCUUAUACUUGGAGGCGAAGAGCCUGAUGGAGCAAUCAGGCAAUAUAAAGACCACGAUAAAGGAAGGAGUUAUCAAAAAAAUGACGGAAAUCAACAACAUCGUACUCAGUCUAGCGGAGUCAAGAGAUUCGCUCCAGAGUAGCCUUGAGAGAUCACGUCUGAGUCAUGCGGAGGCACUGCUCAAACUUGAAAGGGAGCACUCAGAAACACCUGUAGGCCCCUUACACACGGCAACAGCGACCACCAACCUGGCUGAACACUCCAGACUCAUGGAAGAACUCAUGAGGAGACUGGAGCAACACGAGAGAGCAGUCCAGGAGUGCGGAGAGCGUACAGAGAGUCUCAAGAAAAGGCUUGGGGAAGCGAACACGACACUGAGGGUCUCAACCCAAAUGGUAGCGAAGGAAUCCAACUUGGACGAGGACAAGACUUCGCUCAUGAAAUCCCUAAACGAACAGAGGGAACUCCUGGUGGAGUCAAACUCUCAAAUAACGACUCUGCAUACGAAGAUUGACAAAUUGACGGUCACAGCUUCUGCAACGAGCGAGAUUGCACCAAAGAAAAUCGAUGCUAGAGCCACAUACGCUAGUAUAGCAGCCAAACCGAUAACACCGGUAUUUUCAGUCAUAGUGUCCUCCGAAACGGAACAGGACACUAGCAACGACGUUAUCACCAAAAUAAGAUCUGCGGUGGACGCAAAAGCAAGCGGCCUUAAAGUUGAUAGGAUUAGGAAGGCAAGAGACCAAAAAGUCAUAGUAAGCUGCGGCAAUAGAGACGAGGUGAACAAAGUCUCCGACAAAAUCAGAGCCACAGCUUCGAGGCUACGGGUAGAGCCAAUGCUAAAUAAGGACCCACUGGUAAUCCUGAAGGACGUCCUCACUGUGAAUACAGAUGAGGACAUUAAGACAGCACUAAAAAACCAGAAUAAACACCUGUUCGAAGAGUUGCCAGUGGAUCAUUAUAGAGCGGAGGUGAAAUACCGACGCAGAGCCCGGAAUCAAUAUGUCAACCAUGUGGUCCUACAAGUGUCACCCCAAGUGUGGCAGAAACUGGUGCAAGCGGGGAGAGCCCAUAUAGAUCUGCAGAGGGUCGUGGUAACGGAUCAGUCGCCACUGGUACAAUGUUCCCGUUGUUUGGGCUACGGGCAUGGACGCAAGUACUGCAAAGAAACGCAGGACCUAUGCAGUCACUGUGCCGAGCCACACUUAAAAGUAGACUGUCCAAGUUGGACGGUUGGGGACCCCCCCACUUGUAAAAACUGUGUCCACUCAAAAGCCGACAGAACGGAUCACAACGCUUUUGACGUCAACUGCCCCAUCCGGAAGAAAUGGGACGAGAUAGCGAGGUCCAGUGUAGCAUAUUGCUAACGUUGAUAAAGGCCAGAACGGGGACACCGAUGAACCAAACAACUAUCAUGCAUUUCAAGCAAAUCUCCAGCGAAAACGCCUCGCCACAAAAGAGCUAAUAAUCGAAGCAAGUAAGAGAAGGACGAGUUUCGCUCUAGUUCAAGAACCCUACACGGGCGCAAGCGGUGUAUUAAAGCAGGAGGUGGGGACAAGAGUAAUCCAGUGCACUAUAAAUAGAAACGGACCAGUGAAAGCUGCAAUCAUUGUAUUUAACGGUAAGGUGAGGGUAAUUGAAGACGCAACACUGAACACUGAGAACAUGGUUGCAGCCAAACUAAAGACGGAAAAGUGGGAGAUUGCAAUUGUCUCCGUUUACUUCGAAGACAGCAAACCUCUUGAACCCUACCUACAAAAGCUCAAGGAAGUCAUUGAAAAGCUCAACACUAAAAACGUCCUUGUGGGGGGAGAUUUCAAUGCAUGGAGCACGUGGUGGGGAAGUGUGAGAGAAGACAGUCGAGGAGAGGAGCUCAGGGGUACUCUUGACGAUCUGAAACUGCACAUAUUGAAUGCGGGAAACACUCCAACUUUCGACACCCUCAGAGGAGGGAAAAUAUUCCAGAGCUGCGUGGACAUCACGGUAUGUAGCGAAGACCUAAUUGGGAAAACAAACAAUUGGAAAGUUAACAAGGAAAUAACAAGCUCGGAUCAUAACACCAUAACAUUCACAUUAAAACUGGAAAAACACACACAAAAUAAUGAGAGUAAAUCAACACGAAUAUACAACACUAGAAAAGCUAACUGGGAAAAAUUCGGUAAACAUAUUGUAGAGUCUCUAAACACAAAAAACUUAACAGAACAAAAGAUAA
Pectinophora gossypiella (pink bollworm) is the source of this 2458-nucleotide messenger RNA. RefSeq lists its product as uncharacterized. NCBI's taxonomy places the organism in Eukaryota, Metazoa, Arthropoda, Insecta, Lepidoptera, Gelechiidae. The record is from RefSeq and is a predicted model, not a curated record. The transcript has a single exon. The coding region runs from base 27 to 1613 and encodes 528 amino acids.